Messenger RNA from Hippocampus zosterae (dwarf seahorse), 4540 nucleotides. It is a transcript of the gene zfyve1, whose product is annotated as zinc finger, FYVE domain containing 1. NCBI's taxonomy places the organism in Eukaryota, Metazoa, Chordata, Actinopteri, Syngnathiformes, Syngnathidae. The coding region runs from base 795 to 3137 and encodes 780 amino acids. The transcript has 12 exons. The record is from RefSeq and is a predicted model, not a curated record. Gene Ontology annotation, molecular function: zinc ion binding.
AUUUCCCAGUAUGCAUUGCGCCCCGUCUGACUUCUCAACCCUGGAUAAAAACAAGCUGAUCAGCUGAUGUAAAAGCAACAUCUUCUCCUCCCGGGGUCUGACACAGCAAUCCAACUUUAUCGCCGAGGUUAGUGCGUGGCACCGGGGCGCUAUGCUACGUUAUUAUUAGUCAGCCCACACUUUUUAAACUGUCGAGCUGGCAGUUUUGUCAAGUCGAGUCAUUCGUCGUCGGCUGGGACUGGUAACCGCCGCGAGGUCAGCCGAUUGACACGGAGGUUGUUGUUUUCCUACAUAAUUACUGCAAAUUAUUAUUAAUGCAAUAUUCUCUAAGUGUAUGAAUAACAAUGGUCACAGUAGACGUCGUUUAGCAACUUGGCAUCAACCCAUUUAGGUAUUAACGAGUUAAAAAGAUGUUGGAACAUUUUUUGGUCAACAUCUAAGAACACCUUUAUGGAUAUACUGUAUUUGACUACUUUUUCAAACUGUUGUUUUGAUUAAGGUGCUCACGUUACACACAGUAGAAUUUGGUGCUAUUUGUUGCAUACUUGUAAGGGUGCCUGAGUAAUCAUUUCUGUUAGCCACUUGACCAAGAGAGCACUCGAAGAAAGGAUUAAAGCAAACAUAAAUGUAUAAAACACGAAGGAGAGUCUGAUUCGAUGCUAUGAGAAGAGUGCAUGAAAACCGGACAAAAGUCAUUAUUGUAGUGCUAAUUUAGAUCCUUAGAGCUAUUUUCUCAGUCUGAGGAAUUGUGCCAAGGUGUGCUGAUAGUCGAGUGUAGUCCUCCAUUAUCAACGAUGAGUAGUCAAAGUCCCGCCGAAGAUAAAACCACCAAUACACCACUCGUCUGCCAAGAGAGUUACGCAUGCGGUGGGUCGGACGAGGCCUCCUUCGAAUGUGACGAGUGCAGCAGCCUUCAAUGCGCCCGUUGCGAGAUGGAGCUCCACCGACAGGAACGUAUGAGGAACCACGACCGGGUUCGCAUUGCCCCGGGCCACGUCCCCUUCUGCGACUCGUGCAAAGGGGACGGCGGCGGCUCGGUCACUGCCGGGCGGGUGCGAGCGGCCGUCCGCUGCCAGGGAUGCAAAAUAAACCUGUGCUUGGACUGCCAGAAACGCACCCAUAGCGGUGGGAACAAGAGGAAGCACCCUCUCACCCUGUACCCCCAGGCCAAAAGUGCCCAAGAGAACAGCGUGAGCUCCGGCGAGUCUGAGCUGGACAUCAUUAAAGAGCAGCUAGACAAAGUGUGCAGUUUCCUGUUGGUGGACGAAAAAGAGGAGAUGCAGGUGAGGAACGAGGAAGAGUUUGUGAACAGACUGGGAUGUGACGCAGACGAGCUCCUCAAGGUGGUCUCCAUUUUUGGCAACACCGGCGAGGGGAAGUCGCACACGCUGAACCACACCUUCUUUCUCGGAAGGGAAGUGUUCAAAACAUCCCCGACACAGGAGUCUUGCACGUUGGGAGUGUGGGCUGCCAUGGACCCGCUGCACCACGUGGUUGUCAUUGACACGGAAGGACUCCUCGGAGCUGGGUCUAGUCAAGGUCAGCGAACCCGCCUGCUCCUCAAAGUCUUGGCCAUCUCGGAUCUCGUCAUUUAUCGGACACGCGCUGACCGUCUCCGCGACGACCUUUUCAAAUUCCUGGGCGACGCCUCGGAGGCCUACUUGAAGCACUUCGCCCGGGAGCUGAAGGCGACCACCACGCGCUGCGGCCUGGAUGUCCCGCUGUCCACCCUGGGCCCUGCCGUCAUCAUCUUCCACGAGACUGUGCACACCAAACUCUUAGGAUCAGACAAGCCGUCUGAGUCGGCGGACCGCCUCCUUCAAGAGCGCUUCAGGAAGCUGGCUGUGUUCCCCGAGGCCUUCAGCUCCAUCCAGUACCGCGGGACUCGUACCUACAACCCACCCACUGACUUCAUUGGCUUGCAGCGCAGCCUGGAGCAGCAGCUGGACAACAACGCCACACGCUCGCCCCGUUCCGCCGGCGUCAUCUACAAGGCCUUGCAGGCGCUGAGUGAACGUUUCAGUGGCGAUAGUCCUGAUGAACACAUCACCAGUAACUCCUUCUUCCCCGAUGAGUACUUCACUUGCUCCUGCAUCUGCCUGAGUUGUGGGUCAGGCUGUAAGAGAAGCAUGAACCACCUGAAGGAGGGAGCAGAACACGAAGCCAAGCGCCAAUGCCGCUACUCGGCGCAAUCCGACAACCGCAUCUACACGUGCAAGGCCUGCUACGAGGGAGGGAAGGAGGUGAUCGUGGUUCCCAAGACGACGGCCUCGUCCGACUCGCCGUGGUUUGGCUUGGCCGUCUACGCCUGGUCUGGAUACGUCAUCGAGUGUCCCAACUGUGGAGUGAUUUAUCGAAGCAGGCAGUACUGGUAUGGAAACCAGGACCCGGUGGAAACGGUUGUCAGAACCGAGAUCCAGCACAUCUGGCCGGGGUCGGACGGCUUUCUGAAAGACAAUCACAACGCCGCCCAGAGGCUGCUGGAUGGAGUCAAGUACAUCUCCCAGUCGGUGUCGGAGCUCAGCGUCAAGCCGGCCAAGGCGGUCACCUCCUGGCUCACCGACCAGAUCGCUCCCACCUACUGGACGCCCAACUCUCUCAUCCUGAAAUGCCACAAAUGUGCAGCGGACUUCCAAGCUAACGACACCAAGCAUCACUGCCGGGCCUGUGGCGAAGGCUUCUGCGACGCUUGCUCCUCGAAAGCCCGCCCGGUCCCCGAGAGAGGGUGGGGGCUGGCACCCGUUCGAGUCUGCGACGGGUGCUUCCAGAACAGAGGAAUAUCCACCGAGCUCCUGGAUGCGGCCUUGGAGGAGGAAGGCGGCACCUUGAUCGCAAGGAAAGUCGGGGAGGCUGUUCAGAACACCCUUGGCGCCGUCGUCGGCGCCAUCGACAUACCGCUCGGCCUGGUGAAGGAAGCCGCACGUCCCGCCUACUGGGUCCCAGACCAGGACAUCCAGGCCUGCUGCGGCUGCCAGCGUGACUUCUCGGCCUCUCGCCUCUCCAUCCACCACUGCCGCGCCUGCGGUCAGGGCGUUUGUAAAGACUGCUCGCAAGAGCGGCGUGCUGUCCCCUCCCGGGGUUGGGAUCACCCGGUGAGGGUCUGCAGCGUAUGCAGCCAGAAGUCCGGGGAACUCUAGCGGGACUUUAAAACCACGUGGACCCCUUUUGUGUCUGGUUCUUCCAUUUUGGGUUUUGGACGAUAUUUUUUUGUUUUUAACUGUGGUCAGUCAAUUAAAUUUGCAUAUCAUGAAGGGAACUUGAGUGAACGGAAUCAAGUUUUGGACAAAUCGCUCUCAAAGAUCGAGACUCUUGUUAGGACUAUCACAUCGCCCCAUCCUAUGUCUUCCUAUAUUGCUUAUCACGGUCAGAGUUCGGGGUCUGAGAGAAGGGGCACUGACAAACACAUAGUCAUCCGUAACCACAAUUUAGUUGUCACAGUCAGUCAUAAGUGUGACUAUUACACAGUAUUAGUAUAUGUUGGGAACCAAACUGCUGCCUACUGUCAUUUUUUUUAAAGUCAGCCAUCAUGGUUUAUUGUUAGUCUGCAAAAUGCAUUCAAUAUACCAAAAAAAAAAACAUCCUAUCCACGCUAAUGCCACCACAAGCCUUUCGUAGCUAGUUUUAAAAAGGCGGACAUCAAUCAAAAAGCCUUAAUCGUGACAAAUCGAAAUUGAAAACACAAACGUAUACACACAUAACACCUUUUUGUUUACACCGUUGGAUGAACCGGUUCGCAAGAUGACAUAGUUGAGGCUGGACCUUCAAAAAUCUCACCACUCACGUGAGACAUCGGACACAAAAUGACUUGAAACUUUAGCGAUCCAAACAAAUACAAAGUGUGCUAGAAAAAAGUUCCAGGGCCAGUUUAGACAUACUACAAGUUUUGCCCUUUAGUGUGAGCCAGACGAUCGACUAGCCUGAGUUUUUGCAGGCCAAGACGCCUGCUCACGCUGCCCUGAUCAUCUGAACAUGGCUGGCCGGAAUGAACAGUGCUGUGACGGACCACCCUCCCUACUCACUUGACCUGGUGCUAUGUGAUUUAUUUUUUUCCUCUUCAAUGGGACAUAUUUUAUCUGGAUGAUAUGAUAACCUUUUUUUAUCUUUUCCCGAAGCACGCUCGAAGGCGUGGCAGAGAAGACAGGGAAAGUGCAAUGGACUCGCUUCGAUUACAUCAAAACUGGAAAUUUAUAGUUUAGAUUUGGAAUAUAUUUUGACACUCUUCUGACGUGCCCUUUUAAGUAUUAUUAUUAUUAUUAUUUUUUUUUUUUUGCCAGGAGACAUGUCCUCAGUUCAUCUGCCAAGGAUACAUUUGAAUGUGAGAAUGGCAUUUCCUGAGUUUUCUGGGGUUUAAUUUGAUGAAAAUGUGCAUUUUUUUAAAGAACAAUUUAAGAAUGUUAGACAAAGCGGGGGUUUUUUUAACACAAAACUGCAACAAAGUACUGUAUGUAAAUUAAAAAAAAAAUGAACAUGAUACAAAGUUAAAGCAAUGCUACAACAAGUGCACCAUGCUCAUGAAUUAAACACCAAACAUGUCACUUUA